Molecule: messenger RNA, 631 nt
Organism: Tympanuchus pallidicinctus (lesser prairie-chicken)
Lineage: Eukaryota; Metazoa; Chordata; Aves; Galliformes; Phasianidae
Gene: PFAS
Product: phosphoribosylformylglycinamidine synthase
Exons: 5
Coding region: 50-550 (166 amino acids)
Source: RefSeq, a predicted model, not a curated record
CCUGGUGGUGGAUGGGCAGGAGGAGCCGCAGUCCCUGUUUGAGAGCAUCAUGGGAACACAGCGCUGCAGCAACGCCAACAACGUCAUCAAGUUCUGCGACAACAGCAGCGCCAUCCGCGGCUCCUCGGUUCCCUGCCUGCUCCCCUCGGACCCCACGCGGCCCAGCGCCCUGCGGCAGCUCAGCAGCACCCGGCACGUCCUGCUCACCGCCGAGACCCACAACUUCCCCACCGCCGUGGCUCCGUUCAGCGGCGCCACCACGGGAACCGGCGGCCGCAUUCGGGACGUGCAGAGCGCGGGGCGCGGCGGCGCCGUCAUGGCGGCAACGGCGGGGUACAGCUUUGGCUGCCUGCUGCUGCCCGGGUACCCCUUGCCCUGGGAGGACGCCUCCCUGCCGUACCCCAAAUCCUUCGCCCGCCCCAUAGAAGUCGCCAUCGGGGCCAGCAAUGGGGCCAGCGACUACGGGAACAAAUUCGGGGAGCCCGUGGUGGCAGGCUUUGCGCGUUCCUUCGCCUGGUGCUGCCGGGGGGGCAGCGCCGCGAGUGGGUGAAGCCCAUCAUGUUCAGCGGCGGCAUCGGCGCCAUCGACGACGGCCACGUCCACAAGGAGCCCCCCGAGCCGGGUCAGAGCC